Messenger RNA from Myripristis murdjan (pinecone soldierfish), 4523 nucleotides. RefSeq names its product methylenetetrahydrofolate dehydrogenase (NADP+ dependent) 1 like (gene mthfd1l). Gene Ontology annotation, biological process: tetrahydrofolate interconversion. The record is from RefSeq and is a predicted model, not a curated record. Gene Ontology annotation, molecular function: methenyltetrahydrofolate cyclohydrolase activity; methylenetetrahydrofolate dehydrogenase (NADP+) activity; ATP binding. NCBI's taxonomy places the organism in Eukaryota, Metazoa, Chordata, Actinopteri, Holocentriformes, Holocentridae. Gene Ontology annotation, cellular component: cytosol. The coding region runs from base 100 to 3024 and encodes 974 amino acids. The transcript is spliced from 27 exons.
CUGUUCAACAGACUUGCUGCUCACUCCUCCUCCUGGGUUUCGCAAGCUAACUCCGGAAAAACAAAAACACAGACGCCACGAUCAAACCCAAGAAUAAUCAUGAAGUUGUCUGUACUUCGUAAUGCCUGCCGCGGUCUCCGGAUACAUCAAGCCCAUCCAGGAAGCAGGGUCCUGGGCUUCUCGGGGAGAUGUCUGGCCGUUGGUCCCUCCAGCAGCCCGCCGGGGAUUCACCGGACAGCGGCCACUACAAGCCGGGCUGCCCGUUCAAAACAUGCCCUCAACUUUGGCGGACAGUCCCAGAAAGGGGGUCUGUUUGAAAACGACCAGUCUGUGAGGGAAGUGAUUCAGAGCACCAAAGAGGCAAUGGUGGCUCUGCAAAGAGAAAAUCCAUCACUUCAGCCUGUGUUAGCCAUAAUACAGGCAGGCAAAGAUGACAACUUGCUGGAGAUAAAUGAGAAGAUGGCAGGGAAGAUUGGCUUGAGCAUCACUCAAAUCUGUCUGCCGAAAGAGUGCACUGAAGAUGAAAUUUUAGAGGAGAUACUGAAGCUGAACGAGGACCCAAGGGUGCACGGUGUCUGCCUCCACCUCCCCCCUGCUUCCCUUACCAGCCGAGUGCUCAACACAAUCAAACCUGAGAAGGACGUGGACGGGAUAUCUGAUCUGAAUAUGGGCCGCCUGGUUCGAGGGGACAUGAGCAAAGGCUUUGUGCCACCCACAGCCAGUGCUGUCAUGGAGCUGCUGGAGAGACACGAGCCUCCUCUGACAGGAAAAACAGUGCUCCUGGUCGGGGGUGAAGGACCCCUUGGGGUGGCCCUGCAAUGCCUUAUAGAGAGAAGUGGAAUGGUGGCUCUCAAGAGUCAUGGGAGCUCCGAAGUCCUGCAGAGACAGGUGAUGCAGGCCGAUGCUGUGGUCCUGUUACAGACGGGCCAUAUGAACCUUCCGCCCACCUGGAUUAAACCAGGAGCAGCUGUCAUCAGCUUUGAGCCCAGCCUGAUGACAGACGACCAUGCAGCUGAGAUGUCCUCACAGCCCAAGAUAGGACACCUCAUUGCAGCUUACAGAAUGCAGAAUGUAGUGCGCAGCAGCAGUCACUGGCUCCACGAGCAGCAGUACAAAGCCUGGAGGCUGCGCAGCCUCAAGCUGCAGCCGCUCACGCCCGUUCCCAGUGACAUCGAGAUUUCUAGAGCCCAGACCCCCAAACCAGUGGACCAGCUGGCUGAGGAGAUCGGCUUGCUGCCAGAGGAGCUUGAGGCCUACGGGAGAACCAAAGCUAAGGUCCGCCUCUCCAUGCUGGACCGUCUCCAUGCACAGCCUGAUGGGAAAUAUGUACUGGUUGCUGGCAUCACUCCCACUCCGCUGGGCGAAGGUAAAAGCACUGUGACCAUCGGCCUAGUCCAAGCCCUGUCCGCCCACCUCAAGCUCAACUCCUUUGCUUGUCUCCGACAGCCCUCACAAGGACCCACAUUCGGAGUCAAAGGGGGAGCUGCAGGAGGGGGAUAUGCUCAGGUCAUCCCCAUGGAGGAGUUCAACCUCCAUCUGACCGGGGAUAUUCAUGCCAUCACUGCAGCCAAUAACCUGGUGGCAGCAGCCAUCGAUGCUAGGAUGCUCCACGAGGCCACGCAAUCAGACAAGGCUCUGUACAACAGACUGGUACCUUCAGUGAAUGGAGUCAGGCGAUUCUCACCAAUCCAGAUCGCCAGGCUACGUCGGUUAGGCAUUGAUAAAACUGACCCUGGAUCUCUGAUGCCCGAGGAGGUCAGCGCCUUCGUCCGCCUUGACCUUGACCCCUCCAAGGUCACCUGGCAGAGAGUUGUUGACACCAACGACCGUUUCUUGCGGAAGAUCACAGUGGGACAGGCGAGCACUGAGAAAGGACAGAUGAGAGAGACUGGAUUCGACAUCGCGGUGGCCAGCGAGAUCAUGGCCAUCUUGGCUCUGGCAGACAGCCUGAGUGACAUGAAGAACAGACUGGCACGCAUGGUGGUGGGAACCAGCCGCUCUGGCCAGCCCGUCACCGCAGAGGACCUGGGUGUUAGUGGAGCACUGGCGGUGUUAAUGAAAGAUGCCAUCAAGCCGACACUCAUGCAGACCCUUGAGGGUACGCCAGUGUUUGUCCAUGCCGGGCCCUUCGCCAACAUCGCCCAUGGCAACUCUUCGGUGCUGGCAGACAAGUUGGCUUUGAAGCUGGUCGGACGGAACGGCUUUGUGGUGACUGAAGCAGGUUUUGGAGCCGACAUUGGGAUGGAGAAGUUCUUUAACAUCAAGUGUCGGGCGUCAGGGCUGAGGCCCAAUGUGGUGGUGCUGGUUGCUACGGUGCGAGCACUAAAGAUGCACGGAGGAGGUCCGAAUGUCUCAGCAGGCGCCCCUCUUCCCAGAGAGUACAUCGAUGAGAACUUGGACCUAGUGGCAGGUGGUUGCCGUAGCAACCUGAGGAAGCAGAUCCAGAUAGCACACCUGUUUGGUGUACCAGUGGUGGUAGCUCUAAAUGUCUUCAAGACAGACACCCAGGCUGAGAUUGACCUGGUGUGUCAAAUUGCCAAAGAGUGCGGGGCAUCUGACGCUGUGCCAUGCCACCACUGGGCGCAGGGGGGACGGGGCUCGUUGGAGCUGGCCCAAGCCGUGAACGAGGCCACCAGCAGACCUAACAACUUCCAGUUCCUGUACAACCUGGAGAUUCCCAUAGUGGAGAAAAUCAGGACAAUAGCCCAAAAAGUGUAUGGGGCUGAUGACAUUGAGCUGUCCCCAGAGGCCAAGGCCAAGAUAGAUUACUACAACCAACAGGGCUUCGGUACACUGCCCAUCUGCAUGGCCAAGACCCACCUCUCCCUGUCUCACAUGCCUGAGAAGAAGGGUGCACCCACCGGAUUCAUUUUGCCAAUCAGGGAUGUCCGUGCUAGCAUCGGUGCUGGCUUCAUCUACCCGCUUGUGGGCACAAUGAGCACCAUGCCCGGCCUGCCCACCCGACCCUGUUUCUACGACAUCGACCUCGACCCGGUCACCGAGGAGAUCACCGGUCUCUUCUGAGCAUGCUCUCUCUUCAGGUAUCCAAAAUGCUGUGCACCGCAACAACCUGGCUGCCGCUGCUCCACCGUCUCCCCGAGCUGUCACCCCCUCACAGGAAAGGGAGAAAAUGAGCCAGAAGAGUUAGAUUGUAGAUCGUACUUUCCAAGCGGCCACCGUCUGCAUUACUCGCUACAUCAUCACAUGAGGUCCUUCUCGUGCCACCUUUUGCGUAGUUCCCUUAAAUUGGGACUGUAUGUUUGUCGUUUGUGGCCUUCUGUAUUGAUGUCUGUUUUUCUCUGAGAGCAUUCAGUUUACUACCUCAUUCACUCAGUGCCAAGGCUCAAGCAUAUGAUCCCACACUUGUACUCACUCACAUGCAUACAGAGUUCAAAUCUUCCCUUUUUUUCCUCCCCAAGCUUCUCCGCUCAACUUUGGUGCUUUUCAGCUGCACAUCUUUGCGAUCAAACUUGCCCAUCCUUUGUACUCUUGACAUCAAACGCCUUUUCUCCCAAGUAAUCGAAACUGUUCCCACAUAGCAACAGCAAAUCCUGGUAAAAAAUCUUAAGUUUACUACACCAUUGACUUUAUGCUAUGUUUGCACAUCUAUAUGAUAAGCCAAAGAGAGACUUUUUGCAGCCUGCUUAUGCUGCAUAGCCUUUUGAUCUCUUCUUCUCAAUUGUAUGUGUGUGCAAGAGUCCAUUUAAAUGUUUCAAUUAUUUUUGAAUUUUACUUAAUAUUGUGUUUGGCAGAAUUCUAAUUUACCUUUUAUGUCUGAAAAGAAAAAAAAAUGUUUCUUGAGAUUAUCUUACAACGGUGCUAAAGUUUUUAUACAUGUCUUAAUAAGUGUUAAAAAAUUAAAUGUGGCACAGCUCGUGUGUGUACGAACCAAAUUCCUGUUUUAGGCACAAAACUGCCGUAGCGAUGUUUACGUGGCCUCUGGUGUCCUGCUGAAUGUACAAGAUGCUGCACUGCCUAAGAGAAAUUUGACCCUCUCUUUCUCAUUUCUAAGCCUUUUCUGAGAUGUAGUCUUAAAUAUCACGUUUUAAGAGACCAACUCGCUGUUCAUCCACGUCGGCCUAAAAAUGCCUGUUGCCUCCCGUGGCUGUGUUUCAGUUUACAAGUUCGUUUUCCCCAUUCCAUCCCUUUACUUUGUUCACGUACAUGUUGUGGCUGGUUUUUCAAUCAUGAUGUGAACUUGACGCCUUCCAAAAGCUGUUUAAAGAACCAAUAUGAAUUUAAGCAAAAUUAAAUUUGGCCAAGUAUGAUUUAAGGACGAAAAUCUCAUUGAAUUGGAACGUGCAACUGCAUGUGUGGUGCGAAUUUUACAAUUUAAUUCAAAGAGGAAGAGGAACUUUAUCAUACAGCUGCAACCAGGGUGUGACUAAAACAAAUACACAAUUGUUUGGAAAUAUAGUGAAUGAUGGUUUCACUUAAUAUAAUACACUUGUAGUGUUAUAUUAUGCAUUCUGCUACUAUGUUAUCAAAAGUCUGUGCUUUUUAAAUAAACCUUUUUAUUUACU